UUUUUGAACGAGAAUUUCAAAAUGUGACUUGGCCGGAUUCUUUUACCAGAACAAGAAGAUUUGGAGGAGCAUAUCCUUGAUGUUACAACGUGGACGCUUGUUGUUUUCUUGCCAGUAUCCCCAUACAUUGUGAGCAGCGGUUGGGUUUGGAUAUUACUGCAUGAGUCGCAGCUGUGUGGUACCAUGGAGAGGCUGUUCGCGGAUUCGCGCCAGCCCAACCAGCAGCAGCAGCAAGAUGCAUUGGAUUCUACAGGUGUCCUGAACAUGAUGGGCGAUUUCAACGACUUUCUGCGCUCGCCAACGCUGCGUAGCACUUUGAGUAUAACUCGUUCGCAGCGCAAGACGGGCCUGCAGGUGCCGGAUAGGACACCAAAAGCAACGCUAGGCUUCGGAGAGGCAGGCAAGCUGCCACAAAAAGCAACGCCAGGCUUCGGAGCGGCAGGCAAGCUGCCACCUUCGUCUGUGCUGUCAGCGAAGAAGAGUAACAACAGCAGCAGCAGCAUCGGCCACAGUACGUUGCGAAGCAGUGCCACAGGCGGCAGCCGAUCUGUUCUCCGAUCCAGCAGAGCAGGUGCAGCAGUAGCUGGAGAUAGCCAGCAGAAAAGCUACGAUCCCGACGACUCGCUUAGCUCACUGCUCAACUCCUCGACAGCAGCAUCAUCCUCUCUGCUCAUGUCCUCCAGGAAGCGCCGGGCUGAGGAGAUUGAAAGCAAGGCUAACCUAGUGGUAGCAGGUGUGCAGAACUCUCGCCUCGAAAACGAGCUCUCUGGUGCACAGGCGGCACUGAAGAGAGUGAAAACUGAGAAAGAGUGCGAGGAGUCUAGGUAUUCGUCGGAAAUCUCCCGUUUGCGCCGGGACAACGAACGGCUUCAGGAGAGUCUAAGCAAUGAGCAUAGCUCGCUGAAAGCUCAGUUGGAGGCGACGAAGAACGCAUUCGAUGCCGAGCGCUUCCGCUUUGAGGAGCAGCUGAUGUCGGCGCGAGAGGAUGCCGACGAGGCAAGAACAACGUGUGAAGAGUGUGAAGAGGAGCGUAUUCAACUGCUGGAUGAGCUUGAGCAGAUUCGACAACAGCGGCUUCAGAACGGUAACUUGGCUCAAACAGAGCUUGAGCUCUUGCGUCAGGACGUGGAGCAAUGGAAAUCGCGCUAUGAGGAAAGCACAGUCCGUGUGCGUGAGCUGCUGCCCCUGGAGCAGGAAGUGGAGGCUCUCGAGCAUGAAGUGCAGAGGCUGAACAACGCCGAACAGACCCAAGCGGAGCAGGCAGCGUUGGGUGGUUCGGUGUCAAAGCAGCUGGCACGGCUUGAUGAGCUGGAAAACCGAGCAGCUCGCCUUCAAGCCGAGAACCAACGUUUGAGGCUGUCCCAGCAGAGCAAUGUGCUGGAGAAGGAGAAGCUCAUCAGUCUAGAAAGCAAGCUGUCAAGAGCUGAGCAGCGUGCAGCCGACUAUGCAGCUCUUCAGCUGCAGUACCAGGAGUUGCAAGAUAAGCAUCAGCAGUGGACGUCUGUGGACAAGUCUGGUCGGCCUCUGUCUCCCACGUCUGUUACACGCGAGCUGGCCGCUCUGCAGGAGCAGCAGCUGGUCUACAUCGAUCGGUGCAGCGUCCUGGACACUAAGUGCAAGUCGUACGAGAGUCAGCUGCAACAUGGUCUAGCUAGACUGGAGAAGGUUGAAAAGGAACUGAUUACAGAGAAGGUGAGCCGGUUGGCAGCUGAGGACCAGGCUGCACGCAAGGAACGCCUGACAUUGUUCCUGUCCAAGGAACGCGAUGGCCUGCGCAACAUCCUCUCCUCGUACCAGCAGCUGGACAACCCGUCGGCGGAGUGUGUUGCACAGCUGCAGCUCAAGGAGGCUACAUGCAACAUGGAGCGUUGUCAGGCAUUGCUAUCAGACCUACAAGCCGAAGCUGCUUCUCUUGACCAGAAGUUGUCAGCAGAGUGUCUAUCAAGACUGCAGGCCGAAAAAGAUGCUGAGCUUUGUCGCCUUCAGCUGCAGUCAGGCGUGAAAGCCUGUCUUGAACCGUCAGCCCCAGACUUUGCAGAGCUGCAGUCUCUCAGGCUCGCUGUCCGUCAUCUGGAAGAAGAACUAGCCAUGGCAACAGCAGCGGUAACAGCUGUGAAGAAAGAGGAAGGUGUUUCAAGUGAUGGGAAGUACGCUGUACUGCACUUUGACGACAACCCCCUGCGUCGCAGUCGAGACAAGCUGAAACAGACACAGGCAUUGGAGGCAGCGUCCGACUCUCAUGAAGAACUAAAAGCACUUCAAGAUGCACUGGCGGAAGAGAAGAAGAUGCGCCAGCGAAUGGAAGAGGUCGGUCGUCGUAAGAUCACGGAGCUCCGCUCGGCGUACAAGGUGUUCCUCGGCUGGAAGCUGGACUCACUCCGCCACGGCCAAUUUGAGCUGCGGUCCGUGUAUCGCUCCGGAAGCGAUGACGUGCUGCGUAUUGAGCGCAAUGCGGCCGGUGGUCUGGGCCUGCAGCCAACACCCCUGGCUACGGAGAUGUCAUCCUACAUCACCCAGUACUUAGCUAAUGGCGACUCGUGGCCUUGCUUUCUGGCAGCCACAUCUCUGCAUCUAGCACGCCACCGCUCGACCUAGACUCCACACCGUUAUCAGUUCGAGACACAUAUGCGUGCGUUCGUGUGUGUGUGUGUGUUUGCGUGUGUGUGUCCGCGCACGUGUGAGAGAGAGAGAGAGAGAGAGAGAGAGAGAGAGAGAGAGAGAGAGAGAGAGAGAGAGAGAGAGAGAGAGAGGGAGGGAGGGAGAGACUGCUUCCUUGUACUAACAUUGUAUGAGGUUGUGUGAGCUUGCUACCUUUUUUCAGUUUUGCUUUUUAGUAUCCAGUGUGUAUAAUUAUUUUCUGGACACUUUUUUACUUGUUGGGUGUGUGUAUGUGUGCAUGUAUGCUCGUAUCUACAUACGUCUGUGCAUGUGUUCUUUGAUUUAAAUUUAAAAAAGUAUUCUAUCACUGCGGACAGUUC
Molecule: messenger RNA, 2978 nt
Organism: Sycon ciliatum
Lineage: Eukaryota; Metazoa; Porifera; Calcarea; Leucosolenida; Sycettidae
Product: protein Hook homolog 3-like
Exons: 18
Coding region: 184-2595 (803 amino acids)
Biological process (GO): mitotic spindle assembly checkpoint signaling; attachment of mitotic spindle microtubules to kinetochore
Cellular component (GO): nuclear envelope; mitotic spindle; kinetochore
Source: RefSeq, a predicted model, not a curated record